Clonostachys solani is the source of this 1545-nucleotide messenger RNA. NCBI's taxonomy places the organism in Eukaryota, Fungi, Ascomycota, Sordariomycetes, Hypocreales, Bionectriaceae. The record is from the annotation of a GenBank genome assembly.
AUGUCCGAGACUCCAACCCACAUUGUCCCCAGACGGCCGCGCCGAUAUGCGCCCCGAACUCGUCUGGGAUGCUUGACAUGCCGGAGGCGGAAAAAGAAGUGCCCCGCCGACGGCCCCGAGUGUCGUACAUGUAUCAGACUGAGUCUUGAUUGCGAGUGGGACAACAGGAGACACUUCCCUACCUCUGAGCCCAGUCCAGCUAGCACGGCCGCCGGAGAAGAGGGGCGAGCCUCAUCAGAGCCGGAUCACGACUUUUCACUCAGAGUUGCCGAGCUAUCAGCAGCGAUCCCUCCUUCGCCAUCAGUCCUACCAGCCAUGACCGAUGCCGGUGAUCAGAACAUGUUGCUAUCCUAUUACAUACAUUCCUUUGUCCCCAAUAUCUCCGUCGUGCAUACCUCUUCCAACUUCUUCACGUCGGCUAUCCUGGCAUGUUCAGCUGCACAUCUGGCCAAAGGAGCCCCGAAUUCCGAGGACCAAGCCCGACUUCUUGAACUAUCUCUGCGUUCCCAGGUCCGAUGCCAUCGAUUCUUACAGGAACGCAUCAAUCUCACUGGUCGAUUACAGAGCGACCACAUUGAGGCUAUUGCCAUUAUUCUUCUGCUCGUAGGUCUGGAAGUCCAAAACGGCGCCAAUACUGGCAAAUGGGUCUGCCAACUUGACUGUGUACGCAACGUUAUCAAACAAUCAGGUGGGAACGGUGUGUUUUGCAGAAGGUCUUGGGAGGCGGAGGCGCUAUAUGAGCAUUUUCUCUACCACGACGUAAUGAGUUUGAUCAUGUCCGGAGUGGCAGGGUCCGAGACUGAUGAAUUGGAGGCUGCUUCUCCCUCUGAAAUCACUGCCUCUUCGCCAUUGCCGUUUACUGAAGCGGAAGUGCCUUGGGCAAGAUUCCUCCCACAAGAUAGGGCACGCUCGAGUUCAGCUUCAUCGUCGUCUACUACGCGAAGGCAAAAGUCAUCUAGCUCCAUCCAUCCACUUCUGGGGUUAUCAAAGGAUUUAUUCUUUCUCAUACAGAAAAUCCCUCGUGUCAAGCCCGUCCAACAUGCGGGAGAAGGGUGCCUGAACCCAGCCGAGAAUGAACUUUUCCUAAAUCUAGAGAGGCAGUUUGUCGAUCUUCGAUUCGACCUUGCCAGCGAUGCCUGCGUGGGGAUAGACUUGGCCGCGCGGCUGGAUCUCGUGGUUUUAGCGGAGACUUACCGUCUUGCAGCACUCAUUCUUCUCUACCGGCGAUCCUGCCUACACGAAGACCAGAUACCUCUCCUGGCGCAGCGCAUCAUAAGCUUUGCGGAGCGUAUUUCGGAGGGGAAUGCGGCCGAGGCUGGACUCACUUACCCAUUGUUUCUGGCUGGGGCUGAGUUGGUUGAUGAGGAAAGCAUUGUCGUGUGCGCUACGAAACUGAUGAAAAUCAGGGAAAGAGUAAAGGUUAUGAAUAUACAAUCGGCCGAGGAAGUCUUACAGGAAGUCUGGAGAGACCGCUUGAAUGGGGGACCCUAUCGAGAUUGGGAGAAUAUCCUUCGUAGUUGGAAGUGGGUGAUAAACUUGGGCUAG